This is a messenger RNA of Paramecium pentaurelia, 1575 nucleotides long. NCBI's taxonomy places the organism in Eukaryota, Ciliophora, Oligohymenophorea, Peniculida, Parameciidae. The record is from the annotation of a GenBank genome assembly.
AUGUAACAAUUUAGGCUUUAGAAGACGAAUAAUUGUUAAAAGAUUUAAAAAAAUUAAUUGAUAAAUAAAAAAUAACUUAAAACUAAUAAUAUAUUAACUUAAAAAAUCAAGAUUCUACAUUUAAAAAAGAAAUCGAGAAUCAUUCAAAUAGUAAUAUCAAUAAGAUGUACAAUAAUCAUUAGACAUUCUCAAAGAAAUAUCAAGUAUUAAUUUAUAAAUCUGAAUUCAUUUAAUAAUUUUCUAAAUGCACAUUACAAAAGGGAUGAGAAUUAUCAAGACUUGAUUCAAAUUAUUAAUAAUGUGGAAGAAUUGAUUAAUUAGGCUAAAGACUAUUAAUGCUAAUCAAAUCUAUUUGAAUAAGCUGUAACUUUAUAUUAAUAGCUUACUAAUAAAAUAUUUUAGUUUUAACAAAAAUUCUAAAAUUAGACUAAAGAUUAAGUUAUUAAACCAGAAUCAAUAAAUGCAUCAUUUUUAAAUCUAUCUAAUGUCUUAAAUGAUUAUACUAUAGAGUAAAUAAUUAUAGAAAUUUUGUAAUAUUUAAUAAUCAGAAAUAGAUUUAUUCAAAGUAACAGAUAGGAAUAAAAAUUUGAGAGUUGAAAGUAUAUUUAUAUCAAUGAAAAAUAGAUGCAAACUUCUUAAAUCAAAUUUCAAUUUAGAUUAAAAAUAAAACAUUAAGAAGCUCUAAUUAAAUUAAAAGACGAAAUUAAUGAAAAAUUAAUUUUUAGGGUAACCACAAAUCAAUAGUAUAAAUGCAAAAUUAUAAUAAUAAGAAAAAGAGAAUAUAAAGUUCAAAGAAUUAUUAGAAUAAAAAACAGAAGAAAUGAUAAAUCUUAAAAAGUAGAAUGAGGAGGAUAAAUUAAACACUAUCAAAAAUUUAGAAAAUAAAAAGUAAAUAUUUAAUUAGAAUUGACUAGAAAAUACAGAAAUUUUAGAAAUAAAUAAAAGAUUGAAUCAAAAGGAAUCAGAAAUUUAAAUAAUUCAAAGACAACUUGAUUACUUUAAUCAAGUAUAUUCUAAAAAAUACUAAUUAUAGAUUUAAUAGUAUCAAAAAUCUUUAUUAUUUUCAAAUACUAACAAGCAUGGUAGUUAUUAAGUAAGUGUAGGUGGAAAAGUUCUUGAAUGUAAUGGGGGUUAUUGUAGUUGUCUUAGCGAUUAAACUAUUCCAAAGACUGUAAAAAUACAAUUUGCAUUCUAAAUGCUUAAUAUUCCUUCUUAUGCUUUUGUAGGAGUUGGAUUUAGAGAUUUGAUCUAAAAAAAUAAUUAUUUCGGUUAUGGAAAUGGUGGGUAUUAAAUUAGUUAAAUCGUAUUAGACAGUAUUUAAUAAGUAGUGAUCGAUAUACUUGUUCUCAUCAUUAGAAUGAAAUAAAUAAUAGACCAUUAUCAAAAUUCUCCUUUGCUACUAAUGAUAUUAUAAUAAUAGAAAUAAGUAUUGAAUUAAAAUACAUUAAAUGGACAAAAUAGAAUAAUGGAUAAUGGAUAAGAAACUGUUGUAACCAUCAAAUCUAUAGUUGGAAUUACCUGGAUAGACUUUAUCAGCUCCUCACUAAAAUAUUUGAUGAGAAAAACGUAUCUUGA